Tauraco erythrolophus (red-crested turaco) is the source of this 1255-nucleotide messenger RNA. NCBI's taxonomy places the organism in Eukaryota, Metazoa, Chordata, Aves, Musophagiformes, Musophagidae. The record is from RefSeq and is a predicted model, not a curated record.
GUACGACUCGUACGAAUCCUACGACUCCAGGUCUUCCCUGAACGACCGCGACAUGUACCGCUCCGGCUACGACUACAACGAGUCGGAGCACGACAACGAGAACGCCUACGAGGGUCCCUACGACAGCUUCUACGGGAGCCGGCGGGAGCCAUUCCAGAACCGGGCGCGGGAUAACUUCGGCCAGCGCGGGCAGAACUGGGGGAGAGACGGACGCAAUCACAGACCCAUGGCGUCAUCCUACCCCGGGCGCGCGGGCGGACAGUGGAACGAGGCUCCGCAGUCGAUGGGAGCGCGGGGUCCCCACGGCUCCUCCAGGCUCCCUUCCCUCUUCUCCCACAACAUCAUCCCAGAACUCGGCAUGUUCCAGGGAAUGCGAGGCUUUUCGGGAAACAUGCGUUACGGAGGAGGAAUGAUGAAACAACGCAUGAGGAGAAACUGGAAAAUGUGGGACUCGGAUUUUAAACCCCAGAAAAAGAAAUUCAAGAAAGAUCCGGCCGCCAGGAAGCGGAAGCAGACGAACAGCUCCGACGAACCCGACAGCAAAGCAGCGAAGACGGACGGCUCCGAUAACUCCGACUCCGACAAUGAGGAGGGAACGGAAGGAGAAUCGGGAGAAAAAGAGGAGAAAGAGGGUUCCAGAGGCGAGGGGGAUGACGACGAAGGAAGAGAUUCGGAGAAAGGUGCGUUAACGAUCCAAGAAGAGAUCAGCCAAAUCAAACGCAAGCUGCAGGCGGGCAAGAAGACUCAAGAGAGGCAAAAGAAGAGGCAUCGGGAUCGCAUGGUGGAAAGGAUCCAGUUCGUCUGCUCGUUGUGCAAAUAUCGGACCUUCUACGACGACGAGAUGAACAGUCACCUGGAGAGCAAAUUCCACAAGGAACACUUCAAGUUUGUAGGAACCAAGUUGCCUCAACAAACAGCUGAUUUUCUCCAGGAAUACGUCGCUAAUAAAACGCGGAAAACCGAAGAGCGCCGUAAAGCGAUCGAGGACAUCAACGCGGUUAUUCAGCAGAUCUACAGGGACCAGGAUCUGACGCAAGAUGUCGGCAUGGAGCAUUUCAUCAAAAAGGUGGAAGCAGCUCACUGCGCCGCCUGCGACCUCUUCAUCCCGAUGCAGUACGGCAUCAUCCAGAAGCACCUGAAGUCGCUCGACCACAACCACAACCGCCGGAACCUCUCCCUCUCGCAGAAGCCGGGAGCGCGGUGUUGGUGGGAUCGAGGCACCUUCGGCGAAGCCGCGUGCCGGGUCGGAAACUGA